AAUUUUAACAAGAUUUUAGCAAUGUAAUAAAUACGACCAUCUAAUGAACAGAUAUUCGCAAAACUCAAAACUAGCUGGGAUAUUAAGUUUGGUUUAAAUGUAAAAACGGCUUGCCAUAUGGGGCGUGUCUCUGUUGACGUUGUAUAUAGAGGGGAAUUCCCAGUACUAGUAGUCUGUAGAAGUGUUACUGAAUAUCUGUUCAGCACUUGGAGUUCGGACGUAUAACAAACCUACGACACGGGUGUUAUGGAUGUGCAUUCCCUCUCAAUGCACAGGGAUCCCCAUUUAAUGGGAGAGCCAUGUGUUCAGAUCUUCGAGCAGCCUAAACAGAGAGGCAUGCGUUUCAGAUACAAAUGCGAAGGUCGUUCUGCGGGCAGCAUACCAGGAGAAAGAAGCUCUGACAAUAACAGAACCUACCCAAGCAUUCAGAUUCUGAAUGUCACUGGCAAAGGAAAAGUACGUGUUACUUUGGUGACCAAAAGCGAACCUUACAAACCCCAUCCCCAUGACCUGGUGGGAAAAGACUGCAAGGAUGGAUAUUACGAGGCAGAGUUUGGACCUGAGCGAAGGGCCAUUGCUUUUCAGAAUCUGGGCAUCCAGUGUGUGCGGAGAAGAGAAGUGAAGGAUGCUAUCAUGCAGAGGGUCACACGAGGAAUCAACCCCUUCAAUGUUCCCCGUGAGCAGCUGCUACAGACUGAAGAGUAUGAUCUGAACGUGGUGCGUCUGUGCUUCCAGAUUUACCUUCAGGAUGAGAGCGGGAUGUACAACACCAUGCUGCCUCCCAUCGUUUCCAACCCCAUCUAUGACAACAGGGCCCCGAACACAGCCGAGCUGCGGAUCUGCCGGGUGAACAAGAAUAGCGGCAGUGUGAAGGGAGGCGAUGAGAUUUUCCUGCUCUGCGAUAAAGUGCAGAAAGAUGACAUUGAGGUGCGGUUCUUCACUCAGGCCUGGGAGGCCAAAGGCUCUUUCUCUCAGGCAGAUGUGCACAGGCAAGUGGCCAUAGUGUUCAAGACCCCUGCUUACUGUGACACCAGCAUCACUGCCCCGGUCACUGUGCGCAUGCAGCUGCGCCGGCCCACAGACCAGGAGGUCAGUGAGCCCAUGGAGUUCAGAUACCUGCCUGAUGACAAAGAUCCCUACGGCUGUCGAGAGAAGAAACGUAAAAUCGACAUGCAGAUGAAAUCCUCCUUCCCAAGCUUCUCCCAAGGAGCCAUGAGCUUCAUGAACAGAACAAAAGCUGUGACUUCAGCCAACUUGAUGAAUCAGAGAAUCAAAACCGAGCCACCAAAUUAUUAUCGCUCACCAAACCAAGGGGUGACCCGCCAAAAUCAGCCAGUCUAUUAUAACAAAGGCCUUCCGUCCUGCCCCAUGAUGCAACAUCAAUCAGAAACCCAGGCACCAGGAGCUCUAAGUCAAUGGACCAGUCAAGUCACCAACACCACUGUGCCCAAUAACGGUGUAGGUCUACAGCAGGUGAAUUCAAGUCCCAGCAUGCCAACCGCAGGGGAAAAUGGAAACAGCCUUCCUCUGUUGACCUCAAUGGAUCUAGAGAUUCUUCAACCCAAUGGACCAACCGGCAACCAGCCUCGACAGGACCUACUAAACCAGCAGGUUCAGCAAUCCCAACAGCCACCACAAAGACAAGGACAGGAAGGAGCCUGGUUUAACUACGGCUCCCAACAGCCUCAAAACACACAAAAUGGAGCAUCCAGUGGGUCACUAGCAACGGGCUACCAGUUUACAGGCGGCUUAGAGGAUGAUAUCUUCCAAAGCCUCAUGGGUAAUCAUCAACCAGGCAUCCAGUUGAAACAGGAACCUCAAGGGCUGAGCAACAUGACUCCAUUGGUCAACUCGGAUUGUGUACAGUCCUUCACAGCCCUCCUAAACUGCAACAAUGGAAGUACUCCAGAACACAUGAGGCAAAUAGACCCCAAUGGCGCCAAUCAGAGGGUCUCGCAGAUACAGUACCCUUCUGGAAAUAUGGGGCAGGAGAGCCAUCUUGAGCACUACGCCUGGCACUUUCCCGAAUAGAGUCAUUGUUGUUGGUUUUACUUAAGCGUAGGCUACGGUUUAUGUUCGCUGAAUGUAUUUUUGAUGAAAGAUUUGGAGGGGUUGUUGUGUAGGGAUUACUGUAAAUGCUGAUUCACACCGCACUGAUAGAUGCAGGGACAAUCAAAGAGAUUACAGUACAUCACUAUUUGACCCUAUAAAUGCCAUGAGAAAACAUGGGAAUGAUUGCUGACAAGAGAAAAUGUGCUGAUCCACAAAAAAAAAACAACCAACUGUCAAUGCGGUAAGAGUUGGCUUUAAUAUGGUGCCAAAGUUUGCUUAAACUUUGAGAUUUUACAAAACAUUUAUGUAUAUAACAGUCUGAUAGUCAUACUGGAGAAGUUUGGGAUGGUUGACUCAAAUGCUUACGUAUGGCAGGGUAAUUGUGUUCCUUAGCAUGGGAACUAACAGGGAAUUUAUCCCUGGGUAAUGGCUAUGUCAUUUUAACCAUAUCUAAGGUUCUCAAAUGUUCUUUUCAAACAAGAUUUUCUUCGGUAACUCGAAAGUAAGAUGACAGUUUUUGAAAAAAUGUGUACCAGUUUCUCAUUCUGUUAAUACUUCAUGCAGCAUACACUUAUAAGGUUUGCUUUUAUGUCAUCAAUGGUGGAUUUUUGUAUUUUUAUAAAGUUUAUACUACUGAACGUGGAUUUUGUGAUUUCCGUGUGUGUAUUCGGUCUUAGAUAAUCUGUUUUGCGUUCCUCAGUUCAGGUGAAUAAAAUAUUCAAAUCUGUAA
Danio aesculapii is the source of this 2782-nucleotide messenger RNA. It is a transcript of the gene rel, whose product is annotated as v-rel avian reticuloendotheliosis viral oncogene homolog. Bases 247 to 2031 code for a protein of 594 amino acids. The transcript has 10 exons. NCBI's taxonomy places the organism in Eukaryota, Metazoa, Chordata, Actinopteri, Cypriniformes, Danionidae. Gene Ontology annotation, cellular component: cytoplasm. Gene Ontology annotation, biological process: inflammatory response; regulation of transcription by RNA polymerase II; canonical NF-kappaB signal transduction. The record is from RefSeq and is a predicted model, not a curated record. Gene Ontology annotation, molecular function: RNA polymerase II cis-regulatory region sequence-specific DNA binding; DNA-binding transcription factor activity, RNA polymerase II-specific.